AUUUUUGGUUGGUCAUUUUACGUCAUUUUGAAUCAUUGGACAAUGUUUUGAAUCCAAAAUAUCAAAGCCUCUUUUCAGUUUUUUUUUGGUCGGUGAUCAAAGCUAUAAUUUUAUUCUUGUAAUUUUUGUAAAUAACAUAGAGAUCUUACAUACAUACACUCUUUGUUUUAUACUUUUACUCUGCAUUUCCUCUCCAUUUUACUUUGCAUUUCAGGUUCAACAUGGAGUCUGCCGGAGAUUGGUGUCUGAUUGAAAGCGAUCCUGGGGUUUUUACUGAAUUAAUAAAAAAGUUUGGAGCAAAAGGUGUCCAAGUAGAAGAAAUGUGGACCAUAGAUGAAGGCAUAUUUGAAAAUCUAAGACCAGUCCACGGCCUCAUAUUCCUUUUUAAGUAUGUACAACAUGAGGAAGCAUCCAACCCGGUUGUAACUGAUGACCGACUUAAGACCAUUUAUUUUGCUAAGCAGGUCAUUAACAACGCAUGUGCGACGCAAGCAGUAAUAAGCCUGUUGUUAAACUGCACUCACCCAGAUGUAUGGCUCGGACCUGAGCUUACAAGGCUGAAGGAGUUCAGCAUGUCCUUCGAUCCUAAAAUGCGCGGUCUAACUCUGAGUAACUCUCAGACUAUUCGAAGUGCCCAUAACUCGGUGGCGCAAGCAACGCUGUACGAGUUUGAACCAAAAGUAGCCACCAAGGAAGAAGAUGCUUAUCACUUUGUUGGUUAUAUACCUAUUCAAGGACGGUUGUAUGAACUUGAUGGACUGAAAGAUGGCCCCAUUGAUCACGGGCCCAUUGCACCCGAACAAGACUGGCUGGAUGUAGUUCGCCCUAUCAUCUUAAAGAGAAUCAAUACGUAUUUGAAUGAUGAAAUCCAUUUCAAUUUAAUGGCACUAGUAUCAGACAGGAAAAUGGUCCACGAACGAAAAAUACAGGAGCUAACUGACGAUACACGAGCACUCGGGAUGGACACAAAUGAGGUCGAAAAUGAAAUUCGCAAUUUGCAAAUGCUGAUCGAACUUGAGGACCAAAAGAUGUCGAGAUACCAAGAAGAGCUAGCGCGAAGGAGGCACAACUAUCUCCCAUUCAUUAUAACACUUCUUCAGAUACUGGCAGAGAACAAAAAGCUCAUGCCCUUGUAUGAGAAGGCAAAAGAGCGUGCCCUAAAAAAGGAGGGGAAGAAGUUGAAGGCAUAACAGGAGUCUUCGGGAGGGCGUAAGGACCGCCGUCCGCAGCGCGCGCCGCGCCGCCGCUCGCCCUCCUCGCCCUCGCGCGUGCUCCCGCCCUCGGACCACAUGCAGUACUCGCUCGCAGACCUGGACUCCAUCUUCACCGAGUCGCACGAGCCGCUCGGCUCCAGCGCCACGCCCAUGGACGCUCUGCCCGAUAUGGCCACGUUCGCACCCGGCGACUUCCUGAAGGAUGCCGAAUUAUCCGAGAUAUUUGACGAGGAGCCACCAGCGACGGACGGUGUGUUGGUGCCGGAUGACUAUUAUCUGAACAGUCUACGCGACCCUGAGUCCGCGGUACAUCCUGAUCCUGAACUGGAUUAAGUCGAAAGAUUUUUAUUAUUAAUUAUAUAUUAUGUACAAGUAGGGAGACUUUUGAAUCGUUAAAUGCAUUUUCCAUUGGUUCGGAUUGACUUUCCUACGAAAAGAACCAGCAAGAAACUCGCCGGUUGCUUUAUUUCAAAGAUUCGAUUAACAAUAAUGUAUAUUUAUGCCAUGUAUAAAAGUACACUCUUUUGUUAUUUACAUAAUCUUCAACAUGCACACAUACACAUAUUAUGCAUGCUUACCCAAUAGUAGGUUAUAGUAGGUUUCUAUUUUCAAAAUAAUAUCAUUAUUUAUCAUUAAAUUAACGUUACUUAUGGUCUUAAUAUUGGGCAGUGCGAAUCCUUGCUGGUUUUUGCUUUGUAAGUAAAUUGUUAAUUGAACCAGUGAUUUACUUAAUUCUAUCAACUCUAAAAAUCAAAGACAUUGUUACAGCAAAUAGUACAAUAACAUGUGUAUUUUGGCUCAAAUAUGGUGAAUCGUUAUAUAUACUAAGAACAUGAAAGGACCUAUUGUGGAACAGAGCCUUGAGGAACACCCAUUUGUGAGGCUGAUUGGUACAGAUGACUUUGAAUGAUUAAUAAAAUUAAAUUCCAAGUGAUGAUUGUAGCGGUUUAUUAUUGUUACGAAUAAUAAUUAACAAAACAGAUUCAAGUGUUUAGUCUAGUUUUGCUUAAAGGUGCAGAUAAACUUGAGCAUUUACUUGUAACAAAACAUUGAGCAUUUGCCGAUUUAAAAUUUUGACAAGGAAUAACGUACGUGAACCAAAGGUACCGGACCGCAUUACAGCAGAACUGCACUGCAUUGCAAUUUGCACAGUGGUCACUCGACGGUACCUGCUCUAGUCCUUGCUCGUCAAUUAAAAGCGGCGAGUGUUCAAUGUUUUGGUGUUGAAUACUCAGGUUUAUCAGCACCUUUUCGUAUAAUAGAACAAGAUUGUUACUUACUUCACACAGAGACUUUGUAUUCAUUUGCAUUAAUGUAACAAUAAGUACUAUACUAUUAACAUUGAUCGUAAUUGUAGCUGUUUCAGUACAUAGCAUUUAAAUUAGUGGAAUAAAAAUGUAAAAUAGAGAAAA
Maniola jurtina (meadow brown) is the source of this 2626-nucleotide messenger RNA. It is a transcript of the gene Uch-L5, whose product is annotated as ubiquitin carboxyl-terminal hydrolase isozyme L5. Bases 222 to 1190 code for a protein of 322 amino acids. Gene Ontology annotation, biological process: ubiquitin-dependent protein catabolic process; protein deubiquitination. The record is from RefSeq and is a predicted model, not a curated record. Gene Ontology annotation, molecular function: cysteine-type deubiquitinase activity. NCBI's taxonomy places the organism in Eukaryota, Metazoa, Arthropoda, Insecta, Lepidoptera, Nymphalidae. The transcript is spliced from 8 exons. Gene Ontology annotation, cellular component: cytoplasm.